AUGCCAAGCAUGACCUCGCGGGCGCCAGCGGUGCCCAUGAAGGCGUGGCGACUGGAGGAGGAUCAUCGCAUUCAAAGGCAGUUGAUUUGGAAAUCCUGGCCACCCACCGCCAGAUGGUGCAUCAGGCUAACCUUCUUCCAGAUUUCCUCCUGUGUCCUGACCCAUUUGGGCUGGACUGUUGGCCCUGCGUACCAGGCCUACAAUGAGGAUGAGAUGGAGCUCUUUUCGAUUGCACGAUAUGUUUUGAUGGUUCCACUGAUGUUGGUCACAGUCUACAAUCUCGUCGAGUGGUGUACUCGAAGGAACCUGCGUGCACUCGUGAUCUCACAUGUUUGUAUGAUCGAGUUUUCGGUGAAGAUUUCGUACUACAGUCUGAUGUCCGUCGGCUAUGGUCAGGCGUAUCAAAAUCAACGCGCCUAUGAUGUUCGUCCUAUUUAUGCCACGCGAUUCAUCGGCUGGGCCUUUGCCGUUCCCAUCUUGCUGUUUAUGAAUUUGUACCCUUUGCUGGACCAGCACCAUCCCUUAGAAGCACUGAUGAGGAUAUUGCCACAGCAAGCAGCAAGCGCAGCGUAUUGCUGGGCUUGCUUCUUGGGUUGCGUUGUGACCGAUCCCUUGAUGGGCUGGUAUCUAAAUACCCUGGGCUGCGUUGCCUACGUGGUUGUCAUUGCUGAUGAGAUGGUUUUGGUUUACUACAGCAUCCUGGAAACGUCUCAGCCAAUUCUCAAGGGAUACAGUGUCAUCGUGAAGGAAUGCGUGUUCUUGGUCUACACCUUCGUAUGGCUGUUCGGCAACUGGGGAUUUGCCACCUCCUAUUCGUGCCAACGCUUCUACACAGUCACGGAUAUUAGUGUGAAAUCCGCCAUGGCAGCCUUGCUCUUUUUCUACUGGAAUGUGAGCGGAGAGCGCACAGCUUCGAAGGCUGAAGUGAAGGAGGAGUGA
Cladocopium goreaui is the source of this 939-nucleotide messenger RNA. NCBI's taxonomy places the organism in Eukaryota, Dinophyceae, Suessiales, Symbiodiniaceae. The record is from the annotation of a GenBank genome assembly.